AUGUCCUCUCUUCGGGCUCUCGUGGCGGCCGUCGCCCCGGCCCUCGUCCACGCCGCAACUCUCUCGGACGUCUGCACAACCACCCACGCCCAGGAAGCCCUCCCGGCCGCAGGCACCAUCCAAGGUAUCACGAUCGACACGUCCUCCGUCCAGACCAACCUCGUCACCAACGCCUCCUUCACCUCUGAGUGGUACCCCACGAGCACGAUCGACUACUGCAACGUCACCUUCGCCUACUCCCACGACGGCCUCGCCAACGACGUCGUCCAUGUGACCUACUGGGCUCCCGCCCCCGACGCCUUCCAGAACCGCUACAUCUCAACCGGCGGCGGCGGUCUCGCCAUCAACUCGAAGUCCCAAUACAUCCCGACCGGCAUCAUCGCCGGCGCCGUCUCCGGCGUCACCGAUGGCGGCUUCGGCUCCUUCGACACCCAGUGGGACGCCGUUUUCCUAGCGGCAAACGGAACCAUCAACUGGCAGUCCGUCUACAUGUUCGGCUACCAGGCCCACAACGAGCUCGCCACUUUCGGCAAGCAGUUCGCGCGCAACUUCUACGGCGUCGCCGCCGACCAGAAGAUCUACUCGUACUACCAAGGCUGCUCCGAAGGCGGCCGCGAGGGCUGGAGCCAAGUCCAGCGCUUCGGCGACCAGUUCGACGGCGUCGUGGCAGGCGCGCCCGCGUUCCGCUACGGCCAGCAGCAGGUCAACCACCUGACGGCCAACGUGAUGGAGACCACGAUGAACUACUUCCCGCCCUCGUGCGAGCUCGAGAAGAUCCUCAACCUGACCAUCGCGGCCUGCGAUCCCCUCGACGGCAAGACCGACGGCGUCGUCUCGCGCUCCGACCUCUGCAAGAUGACCUUCGACUUCAACACCACCGUCGGCCAGGCGUACUCCUGCGAAGCCACCGCCGGCAGCGGAAACGGCGGCUUCGGCGGCCUCGCCAGGAGACAGGGUCCCCCGAGCAACCCCACACCCGCCCAGAACGGCACCGUCACGGCGCAGGGCGCGGCGCUGGUCAAGGCCUACUACGACGGUCUGCAUGACUCCACCGGCAAGCUCGUCUACCUGAACUACCAGCCCGGAUCCGCCUUCACCGACGCCUCCACCGCGUUCGACGAGGCCACCAACAGCUGGGGCGUGAGCAUCUCUGGCCUUGGCGGCGAAUGGGUCGCGCGCUACCUGCAGCUCCGCGACACCAGCACCCUCGAGUCCGUGGCGAACGUGACGUACGACACGCUGAGGGACUGGAUGCUGUACGGGAUGAACAAGUAUGCCGACUCUCUGCAGACGACCUACCCCGACCUCAGCGCCUUCCAGGCCGCCGGCGGUAAGGUCCUCCACGUCCACGGCGAGCAGGAUGAUUCCAUCCCCGCGGGAUCGUCGGUCCAUUACUACGAGUCCGUGAGGAGCGUCAUGUUCCCCGGCCAGGACUUCAACGCCAGCUCGGCCGCGCUGGACGAGUUCUACCGGCUGUACCUUGUUCCCGGCGGCGCCCACUGCGGUGUCAACUCGCACCAGCCCAACGGCGGCUGGCCGCAGACGACGUUGCAGACUGUGAUUGACUGGGUUGAGAAGGGUGCUGCACCGGAUACGUUGAACAGCACUGGGGAUAUCAACACGCUUUGCAGGUGGCCUCUCAGGCCGCUGUGGACGGACAACGGGGCUUCGUUCAGCUGCGUGUAUGACCAGGCUUCCAUUGAUACGUGGAAGUACACCUUUGAUGCUUUCAAGGUGCCUGUUUACUAA
Messenger RNA from Colletotrichum karsti, 1749 nucleotides. RefSeq lists its product as uncharacterized. Lineage: Eukaryota; Fungi; Ascomycota; Sordariomycetes; Glomerellales; Glomerellaceae. The transcript has a single exon. Bases 1 to 1749 code for a protein of 582 amino acids. The record is from RefSeq and is a predicted model, not a curated record.